UUGUUUUGUUGAUUAGUUUAAAGAACAAUUAAUAAUGAUAAAAGCUAUUUUAGUUUUUAAUAAUCAUGGCAAACCGCGCCUCUCAAAAUUCUAUCAAUACUUUAAUGAGGAUAUGCAGCAGCAAAUCAUAAAGGAAACAUUCCAAUUGGUAUCCAAGCGAGAUGAUAAUGUGUGCAAUUUUUUGGAAGGUGGCAGCCUGAUUGGUGGCUCAGAUUAUAAGCUAAUCUAUCGCCAUUAUGCCACGCUGUAUUUUGUUUUCUGCGUCGAUUCGUCAGAAAGUGAACUGGGAAUUUUGGAUCUCAUUCAGGUGUUUGUAGAAACACUGGACAAAUGUUUUGAAAAUGUCUGCGAAUUGGACUUGAUCUUCCACGCUGAUGCCGUACAUCAUAUCCUUGCCGAAUUGGUUAUGGGCGGUAUGGUUUUGCAGACAAAUAUGUCGGAUAUAAUGGCCCGAAUCGAAGAACAAAAUAAAUUGGUGAAGCAAGAAGCUGGUAUAUCAGCGGCGCCCGCCCGUGCCGUUAGUGCCGUGAAGAGUAUGAACAUUCCACAGCAAAUCAAGGAUAUUAAACUGCCCGAUUUGCCUCAAGCCAUUAAAGACUUAAAAUUCUGACCAGGGCAA
Messenger RNA from Musca vetustissima, 619 nucleotides. RefSeq names its product AP-3 complex subunit sigma-1 (gene or). NCBI's taxonomy places the organism in Eukaryota, Metazoa, Arthropoda, Insecta, Diptera, Muscidae. The record is from RefSeq and is a predicted model, not a curated record. Bases 35 to 610 code for a protein of 191 amino acids. The transcript is spliced from 3 exons. Gene Ontology annotation, cellular component: AP-3 adaptor complex; membrane coat; intracellular membrane-bounded organelle. Gene Ontology annotation, biological process: Golgi to vacuole transport; intracellular protein transport.